AUGGCGGAAAAUGGGUUUCUUCUCAUAUCUAUUCUUUUAGCUUUAUCACUCCCAUCUGCUCUUUCUCGUACUCUCUUACCACCCACCAUCACCGGAGCCACCUCCGACCUCGAUGUCUCUGCUUCCAUCAACAAAACCCUCCAUGUUCUCUCCUUCACUACUCAAAUGGCGUCGUCUUUUGACCUCCAUCCCACCUCAUCGUCUUCUUCGCUUCUCUCUCUGCAACUACAUUCUCGCAUCUCUGUUCACAAAUCCUCACACCAAGAUUACGAGUCACUUACAUUAGCUAGACUCGCUCGUGACUCAGCUCGGGUGGAAUCUCUUCAAACCAGGUUAGAUCUAGCCGUUAAUGGUGUCAAGAAGGCAGAUCUUAAGCCGGUAGAUACUGAGCUGGCAGCUGAGGAUUUGGAGGUUCCGGUUAUUUCCGGUACAAGUCAGGGAAGCGGAGAGUAUUUCUGCCGAGUCGGAAUUGGUCAUCCGGCGAGUCAGGUGUAUAUGGUACUCGAUACUGGUAGUGACGUCAACUGGGUACAGUGCGCACCCUGCGCCGAUUGUUACCAGCAAGCCGAUCCUAUUUUUGAGCCGGCGUCGUCCUCCUCUUACUCCCCUCUCACGUGCGAUGCUCAUCAGUGCAAGUCUCUAGAUGUUUCCGAGUGCAGAAACGGCACGUGCUUGUACGAGGUAUCAUACGGCGACGGCUCAUACACCGUCGGAGAUUUCGCGACGGAGACGGUUACUCUCGAGGGGUCCACGGCGGUUAAAGAUAUAGCUAUUGGCUGUGGACAUAAUAACGAAGGUCUGUUCGUCGGAGCCGCCGGAUUGAUAGGGCUCGGCGGCGGCCGGUUGUCUUUCCCGUCACAGAUCAACGCCACCUCUUACUCUUACUGCCUCGUCGACCGUGACUCUGACACAACCUCGACUCUUGAGUUCAACUCACCGAUGCCGCCCGACGCCAUCACAGCUCCGCUACUACGUAACGACAAAGUCGACACGUUUUACUAUGUGGAGUUAACAGGUCUCAGUGUCGCCGGAAACCUACUACAUAUUCCGGAAACGGCAUUUAAGUUGACCAGCGACGGUGGCGGCGGUGUCAUUGUUGAUUCCGGUACGGCGGUCACGCGGUUGGGGAGGGCGGCGUACAAUGCACUUCGGGACUCAUUUGUUAAUGAAACGAAAGGGUUGCCGGCGGCCACCGGAGUUGCGUUGUUCGAUACUUGCUAUGAUUUUUCGAAGAAGAAGAGCGUGCAGGUGCCAACGGUGUCGUUUCAUUUCUCCAACGGGAAAAAACUGGACUUACCGGCUAAGAACUACAUGAUAGCGGUUGACUCAUCCGGGACGUUUUGUUUUGGGUUUGCUCCGACGUCGUCUGGGAUGUCGAUUAUCGGGAACGUACAGCAACAAGGGACACGUGUCAGUUAUGAUCUUGAAAACUCCCUCAUUGGAUUCUCCCCUAAUAAAUGCUGAAACGGCGUCGAACAACGUUCUAGACUUUUUAUUGCUUGAUUUUGAAGUACCUUUUUUUUUCCUUUUUCUUUUUAAAUUAUGGAUCAAUUUAAUUGCGACCAAAUUAUGGCAGGGGGGGUUUAUUUGGCCCAAACGGGUGUGGGGUUAAAGUAGUCUUUUUAACAUGAAUGUAAUUAAUAACCGAAAUGUUUGGAGGGAUGAUAA
Cynara cardunculus var. scolymus (artichoke) is the source of this 1668-nucleotide messenger RNA. Its product is annotated as protein ASPARTIC PROTEASE IN GUARD CELL 1. Gene Ontology annotation, molecular function: aspartic-type endopeptidase activity. Bases 1 to 1464 code for a protein of 487 amino acids. NCBI's taxonomy places the organism in Eukaryota, Viridiplantae, Streptophyta, Magnoliopsida, Asterales, Asteraceae. Gene Ontology annotation, biological process: proteolysis. The record is from RefSeq and is a predicted model, not a curated record. The transcript has a single exon.